GAAUUCCACGUGCUAAUCCUUGGCGUGGAUAAGGCUGGGAAGACGAAUGUGCUGGAGAGAUUAAAGACAAUAUUUACACAAUCGAUUGGCCUUGACCCUGGCAAAAUCCUUCCAACUGUCGGCCUGAACGUGGGGCGCAUCGAGGCGCAUAAGCAUAACCUAAUAUUCUGGGACCUUGGAGGGCAAAGCGGCCUGCAGUCGAUCUGGGACAAGUACUACAGCGAGGCGCAUGCGAUCGUGUACGUUGUCGAUGCGGCCAACCGCGCUCGCUUCGAUGAGAGCAGAGCCGCCUUCGAUCGCAUGCUGGAGCACCGGGAGCUCGCUGGUGCGCCGUUGCUGAUCAUGGCAAAUAAGCAGGACCUAGAUGGCGCAACCAGUGCCCUGGACGUGGGCCAGGUAUUUGGCAUUGAACGCCUGGAGGGACGGCAAUUCAAAGUGCUCCCAGUCAGCGCUUACACCGGCCAGGGCCUGAAGGACGGGGUGGAGUGGCUGGUUGAGACAAUCAAGCGGAGCCACAGAGCAAUGCGGUUACGUGUCCGCAGCGGGGGAAGCUGAGGGUUGUUAGAUCGGAUGCUAGGCCGCGGGAGUGUGUGGGCGUGCUUGAGAGGUUGGUCCUGGCUAUGUACGAUAACGGAAUGUGGGUGGCGGUUGCGGUGUGAAUGCACAGGGUUUGACCAAGUCAAUUAAGAGGGCAGGCCGGCAGCCUGUGCCGGGCAGGGCAGGGCAGUAGAAAUGCAGGUGCAGAGCAAGCAUGCCGCAUUGAGGGCUGAGGUGCUGGCAUUGCGGCAUGGCAGGGUGAUAGUGGCAUGGGUGCUUGCGCUUCUCUUGCGCAGGACGGUAAAGGCACGGGUCUUCACCUCACACGAAUGCAGUACACAAAUGGACCCUUCUUAAUUACCCGUACUUUGCGUGAUUCCCGGCGACUUUGUUUGGUAUGGAAACCAGUGCAUGGUGGCAAGGGGUGGAAAGGCAUUGGCUUGCGUUAUAAAUCCCCGUUGGGAGUAGUGCAUGCAGCCACCUCUUCCGCAACAUAGGCUUUUGCUGAGCUCUGUGCAAAGCCUUUCCCGAGUGGGGUGCAAUGGCUUGGCUGCUGGCUGGGUGCAAAUGUUGCGUGCCGGAGCCGGAGACAGAGGCCGAGCGUCUAUGACGGUUGUCGUGUUCAUGCGAGUAGUAUGGCUGUACAAGGGCACUGAACGGCAAAGCUGCACCGAGAGCUAGUUGACACUGAGUUCGGUGGCAACCCCGGGACGACGACUGAGCGGUGUGGCAAAGUGGGUGGAGGUAAUCUAGAGCGAGUGCAUGGGGAGAGGUGGACGCGUGACGGUGUGUCCGAACGACCUUGCUACAGGCACGCAAUCUGCUGCAAUGUGG
Astrephomene gubernaculifera is the source of this 1371-nucleotide messenger RNA. Lineage: Eukaryota; Viridiplantae; Chlorophyta; Chlorophyceae; Chlamydomonadales; Astrephomenaceae. The record is from the annotation of a GenBank genome assembly.